ACGUGGGGACAGCAGGCAUGCCAUGCUCACAGAGAGCACACACAGUGUGCAGGGAGCGUGACAAGACAACAUACAUGAAGGGGACACACAUGGAGUACAUGAGGAGAGCACGCAUGCAGCACCGCAUGGGGGGCACAUAGAGCAUGCAGCAAACGUGCAGAAGGCAUGCACAGAGUGUGUGACAGAGCUUGCACAAAGCAUGUACUGAACACACACACACACACAAGGAGCAUGCACACAGCGCGCCGCAUGAGCACACGUGUACCCGGCGUGUGCAGGAGCACACUUGCACACCCAAAGCACACAGCCCGUGCACGCAGCAGGGGCACAGUGACCCAAAGCUCGCCCGAGCACGCAUACGCAGGCGGCCUAAAUGGGGGGGGUUCCUCCUCUCCCAUCACAUCUCCCCCUCCCAGGCGCUCCCGGGAUAUAGGUUUAGGAUGGAAAUCACACAGCAGCCGGCCCCGGGGCGCCCGGGUGGGUGCUGGAGCACCCUGGGGUGUUUGCGGUGCUACUAACCAAUAAACUAAACGUAGUACCCGGCCCAUGGUGGCACCCUGGGGUGUCUUUGUGGGACAGGGUGCACCCUGGGGUGAGCAUCAGAGUUGGGUGACAGCUGAGAGCGAAAGAGCUCGAUGCACCCAAAGCUAAGCUUGGGACAGUUCAUUCUGGUCCCUACGGAGAGCUCCUUUCUUCUUCAUUCUUCUUCCUCCCACCACCAUGGAUUAGCAGAGAUGUUUGUGUCCAACCUCCCCCCGGCACUUCCCGGCCUCUGCGUCCGGCUAUUGUCCCCCCCCAUCCGGAGCCGGAUCCUGCCCCGGUGCUGGCGGGGGAGAGGGGGGGACCGGGAAUUCAGGAAUGCAGCCCGGGGCCAGCAUGGCGGGCAGCUGGGUGCUGGCCCUGGGCUUGGGGCUCUGCCUCAGCGCGCUGCAGCGGGGAGGCUGCCACACCCCUGGCACGGCCAUGGCACCCCAAACUGCAGCUGUGCUGCGGGACAAUUUCCGCCUGCAGCCAAGCGAUUUGGUGGCCACGGUGGGACAAGUGCUGGAGCUGGAUUGUGUCCCCCCCUCGGGGCACCCCGAGCCCCACGUCACCUGGAAGAAGGACGGGGUGGCCUUGGACUCAGCGGGUGACAGGUACGUGGUCACCAACGGGAAGCUGCGGGUGGCACCGGCGCACCGGAGCGACUCUGGGCUCUACGUCUGCGUGGCGGCCAACGCGGCGGGCAGGAGGGAGAGCCGCGGCGCCCGUGUCUCUGUCCUGGAGAAGCCGACCAUUGUGCGGCACCCGAGUGACACCGUGGCGGUGGCGGGCAGCACCGUGGAGCUGAACUGCAGCGCACAAGGUGACCCAAUGCCACGGGUGCAGUGGCACAAGGAACGUGGGGACCUGCCCUGGGGCAGGCAUGAGGUGGACCAGGAGCACACCUUGCGCCUCUACGCCGUGACGCUCGCCGACGCCGGCACCUACGUGUGUACAGCGCAGAGCCAGCUGGGCACCGCUGCAGCCACCGCACUGCUCCGCGUGGAGGAGCGGCUGCCGACGGGCCGGCGCGAUGCUGCUCCUCGGGACCUGCUGGCCAUGAGGCUGCACUUGGACAAUGGCACCGUGCUGCCCACCGCGGCCGUGCGGCUCCGCUGGCAGAUGCUAAUGAGGACACCAGUGCUGGUGGGCUACAUGGUGCUGUACCGCUGCCUGGUCCCUGCCACCACUUCCUGGGUCCAACAUGAUGCAGGCAAGGAGCUCAGCACCAUCAUCCCUGCGCUCCGCAGGGGCUACAAGUAUGAGUUCAAGGUCCGACCCUACACUGGACGGACCCAGGGCUUGGACAGCAAUAGCAGAUACCUCUGGAUACCUGAGGAAGUGCCAAGCGCAGCACCCCAGCAUGUCACCAUGGGCCAGGCUGAGAUGGGCAACGGCACCGUGGUUGUGAGCUGGGAACCGCCUCCUCCUGAGGCCCACAAUGGCAUCAUCCGUGGCUACAAGGUGUGGUCGAUGGCCGAGGGCUGGCAGCGCCCCACCAACAGGACCGUGGAUGGAGGCACCCACCGCCUGGAAACCCUCAUCCCGAGCCCUGGGGCCCAGCUCUGCGUCCGGGUGGCAGCUUUCAAUGGUGCAGGGCUGGGGGUCCCCAGCAACGUUACCUGCAGUGCCAUGGGGGUGGCAGCAGGGAGCACAGGGCUGGCCCGGGUGCUGCGGCAGCCCAUUGUCAUCGCUGCCACCGGCUCACUGCUCUGGUUGGCUUUGCUCGUCCUCCUCCUGCUCCUAUGCCAGCGCCGCGCCAGCCGGGACGCUGCCAUGCGCCGCAGGCUGGUGGCUGCAGACACGCCGUGGCUUGGUGGCCCCUGGAAACCUGGCUGUGCCCCACAGAACCGCAGCAGCAGCAGCAGCCUCCUGGGCAGCGAUGGCAGGGACCCCUCCACCCUGUCCUUGGAGCCAUCAAGCCUCGGCCCCCCCACACCCUCCAACCACAGCAGUGCCUGCGGGGGGCACCCUCCACCCCUUGGGGACACGGGGUGCUGCAGGGUGGGACACCCAGGGGUGCGCACAUCCCCCAGCACCCCGAACCCAGCUCCCUCGGAGCGGCUCCGCAAGAGAGAGCUGCAGCAGGUGCACAGCACCCCACUGCUCACCGAUGGCCCCGGGCAUGGCCCCAUCCAUGGAAGCAGAGGCGAGUGGGGGCCGGAUCUGGGGCUGGAGUGGCCUCAGCGAAGGGGACACGAUGGUGACACAGGUGCGGUGGUGGCUGGAGGGGACCGGCGGCAGCUCCCGGUCUUCAGCACCCCAAAACCACGUCGGGGCAGCGCCUCCCUGGCCUCCAGUGGCACAAGGUCCCCAGUGCCACCACCCCACGGCUGGCACUCGCCAGUGACACGGUCCCCAGCAACCCCGUACCCCAGGGAUACAUCCCCAGUCACCCGGUGCCCCAGGGACAUGCCCCCGGUCACUGGGAGCCCCAGGGAUGUGUCACCAGCCACCAGGCACCACAAGGACCCGUCAUCAGCCUCCGGACAGCCUGAAGACAUGUCACCAGGCACUGGGCACUCAAGGGGCUCAUCCCCAGCCACAAGGCUCCCAAAGGAGAAGUCUGCGGCCACUGGGCACCGCAGGGACAAGCUCCUGGCCACCAGGUACCCCAGGGACAUGUCUCUGGUCGCCAGACAUCCAUCACUGGUGAGCAGGCACCCAAGACACAUGUUCCUGUUACCCAGGUACCCUGAGGACACACCACCAGUGGUGAGGCAUCCCAAGGACACAACUCCAGCCUCCGGGAGCACAAGGGACACAUCCCCUGUCACCAGGCACCCAAAGGACAUGUCCCCAGCCACCAGGCACCCCAGGGACCCAUCACUGGUGAGCAGGCAUCCAAGUGACACAUUUCUGGACAGCAGAUACCCAAAGAACAUGUCACCAGCCAUGAAGCAUCCCAAGGACACAUCUCCAGGCACGAGGAACACAAAGGACACACCGCCAGCCACCAGGCACCCUGAGGAGAUGUCUCCACUCCCUGGUCACCAGAGGGACAUGUUCUUGGGCACCAGGUACCCCAAGGACACAUCCCCAGCUACCAAGCACCCAAGGGACAUGUCCCCAGUCACCAGUCACCUCUCACCAGCACUCAGCAAUGGGCUCUUCACACAGCAGCGGGUGGCCAAGGACCUGGAGAUGGACCAGGACACCAACUGCCCCAGCCCUGCAGCAGCCACCGCGCCGCGGUCCAUCUCUCCAUUGCACACCUAUGGCUACAUCUACGGGCCAUCGGCCUCCGAGCUGGGCGAGGAGGAGGACGAGGAGGAGGAUGAAGAGCAACCAGCGGCGAGGGGCUCCCCGGUGGGGUCACUGCUGAACGGGUGGGGGUCUGUCUCAGAGGACAACUUCACCAGCGCCCGCUGCAGCUUGGUGAGCUCCUGCGAUGGCUCCUUCCUCCUGGAUGCCAGCUUCGCCCGGGCACUGGCCGUGGCUGUCGAUGGCCUCUGCUUUGGCCUUGAGGACACCGAUGGGACCUACAGAGCAGGUCCCUCACCACCGCCAUCACCCUUGGAGAGGAUCUUCACACCCGGGGUCCCCAUCCCACCCUGGGAUUGGGGGACAGUGCUGGGAAUCCCACGGAGAAUAGGGAUGGAGGCAGCUGCAGGCACCCUGCAGUAUGGUGGCCAUGGGUCGGGCAGCGGCAACCCCUGGUCCAGGGCGGACGGUGAGAUGGGGACAGGAGGGACAGGAGCGUGGAGGUCUCCAGGGUGCAGGAGUCGUCUCAGCUCAGCCAAAAUCCAGCUUUAUUAAGUGGUGCCCCAGAAAGGGGAUCUUUGCAGCAAAAGCCACCCACAGAGGGGGGAUGGCACUAAGGUGGGGGUUGACCCUCCUUCUCCAGCAUCCUUGUCCUUCCCCAGUGUCCCCAUCCCUCCCCAAAUUCUCCAUUCCUCUCC
Molecule: messenger RNA, 4424 nt
Organism: Pezoporus flaviventris
Lineage: Eukaryota; Metazoa; Chordata; Aves; Psittaciformes; Psittacidae
Gene: ROBO4
Product: roundabout guidance receptor 4
Exons: 18
Coding region: 859-4281 (1140 amino acids)
Biological process (GO): dendrite self-avoidance; axon guidance; homophilic cell-cell adhesion
Cellular component (GO): axon; plasma membrane
Molecular function (GO): cell-cell adhesion mediator activity
Source: RefSeq, a predicted model, not a curated record